UGUAACACGUACCCAGUGCGUGAAGGAGUGUGUUCGAAAUUAAUGUCCCGGUACUAGUCAAGCGAAAUAAUUCACUAUUCUGUGUGAUGUAUCCUCGACUACUCCAAGGUGAUCUAAUGAGAUCGACACUCGACAUUAAUAUGAAACAUCGACGUUAACGCCCGACACAUCACACAUUCCAUAUCACAAGUGGCGUGGCCCAGUUUUAUUUUUUAAGCGUCUGUCGGUACAGUCAUGGACAGGUCAGGAAAGUCACCAAACUGGAUGCUGCUUCAUCCAGUGUAUGUCAAGAUGAUGAACCUUGAAGUGGAAGACAAUGAACAAGUCCAUGCUGCUUUCCUUGUUUACAUGGAUCUCACUGAGGUGCGUCAUUGGAAAGAAGUGUCCUGUGUUAAAAGUGACGAACUCAAGCUGGUUUUGUUGGAGGCGAAAGAGAAGGAAGGAUCGGCCAGCCACUCAGUUCUGCCGCUGCCUGUGCACCGGUCUCUGAGCCACAACGAUAUCCGACAGGUUUUGGAGAGAGGUUUUCCUAUGCUGCUUUGUGCUGUGGCCUCGGACUCCACGCUGGUCUACCAGAGGUUGACCGACGGUUUGGUGACCCCUGACCCACCAGCAGGCCCCUUCCAGGAUGUGGGACGCCGGCAACACAGGAAGAAACGACAGCAUCAGUCGACGUCCGGCGGGAAGCAGAAAUGAUGGUGCAUUUGUUUGGCCGCAUUGCAAUUUUCUGCGUUGGCCUACUAGGAUGCUGAAGGAGCCUCAGAUUCUGACUCUGUUAGCUGGUAAUGCUAAGUCUACUUGAUCAGAGGUCCCAGGAUUCAAAAUGUUUCUCGCAAUACAAAAACAUUCAGAUUAGACCUUUAUAUGUGCGAUUGCGUGGCAAUCGGUCAUAGAUAAGAAUAUCUUGACUGGGCAUAGAAGUAUUGACCGGAUCUUCCUUGCGAAAGUUCCUCAAAAUGCCUCUUUCUACAGGUCACUUCAUAGAGUUCAUAUGGAUUUAGGUCUGGCCUCUGGCUGGGCCAUUCAAAAGCAAGAAGUCCAGGCAUGCAAAGUUGUUUGAGCAAUUAUACCGUCGCCUUGAUAUCCAGCUUCAGGUCCAUGUACAAUUACA
Hippocampus zosterae (dwarf seahorse) is the source of this 1111-nucleotide messenger RNA. It is a transcript of the gene tsen15, whose product is annotated as TSEN15 tRNA splicing endonuclease subunit. The record is from RefSeq and is a predicted model, not a curated record. Bases 235 to 696 code for a protein of 153 amino acids. Gene Ontology annotation, molecular function: nucleic acid binding. The transcript is spliced from 4 exons. Gene Ontology annotation, biological process: tRNA splicing, via endonucleolytic cleavage and ligation. NCBI's taxonomy places the organism in Eukaryota, Metazoa, Chordata, Actinopteri, Syngnathiformes, Syngnathidae.